UUGCGGCGUUUUGUCUGUAGUGUUCGCUGUUUCCAUUUCUAGCUCAGAAUUAACGAGGCUGGUCGUCUUUAGUGUCGAAUCUUCCAGAAUAUUUGCGACGGGCUCCGGUUUGCGUCUAACUGGCACCGCCCAUAACCCCAACUAACUUUUAGUAAUAGUUCCUCAUUGUUUAUUAGAUACAGCGGCUUAAUUAGAACACAGAGCAUUUAUUAAUGUCCAGUUUUAAAUGUUACAUUUCACAAAUGAACCUCAGCUACACUUAUUAAUGUUCAUCUAUUUAAACACGCGGUCAAGACGAUGACAUCAUAACAAUAAACACAAUUACAGCCACUUUAUUAAGGCCCAUCAAACGCACAUGAAUAUUAGGAUCAACUAAAAUACACAUUUGCUUUAGCACUACAGAAAAACAGCGAAUAGGAAGUAAUAAAACAACACAGCAAACUCUGUCGUGUGAAAUUGUGUUAAUUUUCCAGUGUAGAUGAUUUAGUGUUGGUGGGUGUUGAUGUCGGUGUUUUCUGAACACCAGCAGUGUUGAACCAGCUCUGGGGCGGCGCUCGAUAAACGAGUCCUUACACUUUCCACUGAGUUAUUCCUGCAUCCGGUUUUAUCGCGCCCAUUUUUCUGGAGGCAGGUGGAAGACCGAGCGUCUGUAGCGUUAAUCUGCUUAUUCAAAAGAUCAAUCCGCAUCAUCUUCCCUCACGGAUACCCUGUCACCUUCAAGUGACAAUGACCUCUUCAGUCGACACUCCAGAGACAGACCUGUUCAUAACUUCAGAGACGGGAACCCACCUACCACAGUGUUUUCUGAGGCUGAGGCUGCAAAAGAGAUGGUAGAAAAUGCCUUGGUUAUGAAACCUGGAGGUCAAGAUGUCCUUGAAGUGUACAAGUCAGAGAAAUCGCUGAAUCAUCGGACCCGGAGACAGCUUGUCAACAUAUUGGCCAGCCAUAUGACUGAGAUGCGUGGGAGGAUUCCAUCCCGUAAACAGAAGGAGAAGUAUGCCCUGGGGGUCAUUACACUCUUUCCUUCACUGAAGGAUCCUUUUUCUCCAAAGGGCUGUGAGCAUUUCUAUGAUGGCGAAAAGGGCACAGGAUAUUUAGCAUGGCGUAUGAAGACGAUGUCCAGGAAUAAAUCUCAACGACCAGUUAAGGCAACCACAGUGCCACAAGCACAAGGACCAAAUCGCAGAAGAUCAGGAGCAUCAGUGCCUGAGCAGCUUGAUGGAGAUGCCUGCCAGGAAGCUAUAUCAUUUCUUCUUCAUUGUCAUGAUGAACCAAGUGUGUUUAAGAAGAUGAAGAUGACAUUUGAACAUCGCCAGAACCUAGUGCAUGACCUCACAGAGAACCACAGAUGUCCUAAAAACAUUCCCACGUUUAUUAGAUGUCAAAGGACUACUGAAUCAAGACUUUGUGCUGCUGUUUGGUGAGGAAACAUCCUCCAGGUUACUUGAGAGGUGGGACACGACCUUCAAGCCGAAGGUUAUCGAAGAGUCCAAACACCUGACUAAGUCAACCGAGCUGCACCGACUUCUAAACGCUGCUGAGAAACAUGCAGAGGAUGAUGACACCAACUGGGACAGUGACAUGGCUUCUUUGCUGCUUCUUCUCCAUCUCUUGCCACCGACAGCAGGACGAAAGAGAAUCAACAUUAGUGCCAGUGAUGCAGAGGACAAAAUGGUGCACUUUCACAAGUCAUGCUGCAGCAUUGAUGAACAUCUGCGAGGAACAGAGGGUAAACAACCUUACAUCCUUGCUGUUGGCCGGGCUCAGAAGAGAAUCCACACAUUCUACAUCGUUGUGGACAAGCAGCUAAUCCCUUGCCAAGCCACCAGAUCCUUGGGUGCCUUUGAUGAGCUGUUCAAGUCUCACUACGUGUUCAGUCUUUCUUAUGAUGAGUUCCUGGUCCAUUUCUACACAUUUGUGCAGACAACAGUCUACAGCACUGACAUUACAACAACAGAUGAGUCUCCAAGAGUUCGUGAGUUUCGGGCAAAGCUUUUCAACUAGGUUAAAUGUUUAGAUGUUUAGAUGUGAUCAAAGCAGACAGUCUUGUAUAUUAUAAGCCCUUCGAUUUACAAAGGGCCUGUGGUGAAGAUGAAAGCCUAUAUAUUGUACCCAUGUUUUCUUUGUAACUGUGCUCAUGUUUCAGUUGUUCCCAAUCUACAUGGAGCUUGGGAGGUUUUUCUUUUGAAUAAAGAGUUCAAAAUUA
Messenger RNA from Pygocentrus nattereri (red-bellied piranha), 2206 nucleotides. RefSeq lists its product as uncharacterized. The record is from RefSeq and is a predicted model, not a curated record. The coding region runs from base 1327 to 2004 and encodes 225 amino acids. The transcript is spliced from 8 exons. Lineage: Eukaryota; Metazoa; Chordata; Actinopteri; Characiformes; Serrasalmidae.